CGGAACUGUUCGCUCCGUUCGCCGCGCCUCUGGGCUGCGAGAGGGCGAUACGGAGAGCCCGAGCUCCAUCCCGCUGCCCCACGGGAGCGCUUCCCUCCUCUGCCCCGCGCUGCCGCCGGGGGAGCGGGGCCGGAGCCGGGCGGGGCCGGACCGCCCCGGGCCCGCCCUCUGGCAGCGCCGCGGGCGCGGAGCCCGCCCGGCCCCGGGAGCGGAGCCGCUCCUGCCGCGGGGCCAUGGCCCUGCUGCCGCGGCGCUUCCUCUGCUUCGUGCUGGCCCAGCACUUCAUCGCAGCCACGGCGUGCCAGGAGGCCGACUACGGCGCCAUGAUCCGCCACUACUGCCUCAAGGAGUUCCAGCACAGCAUGGAGGGCAUCGGCCAGCGCCUCUGGUGUGACUGGGACGAGACCGUGGGCACCUACGGGGAGCUCACCAACUGCACGGCGCUGAUCGCCGAGAAGCUCGACUGCUACUGGCCCAACCGGCUGGUGGACGAGUUCUUCGUGGCCGUGCACAGGCAAUACUUCAGGAACUGCUCGCCGUCGGGCCGGGCGCUGCACGACCCCCCGAACGGCGUGCUGUGUCCCUUCAUCGUGCUGCCCGUGCUCGUCACCCUGCUCAUGACAGCGCUCGUCGUGUGGCGGAGCAAACGCAGCGAGGGCAUCGUCUAGGGGCGGGGAGGGACGGGCGGGUGUUCCCUGGAUUUGGGAAGCGCUGCCGGAGGGUACCGAGCCCCGGCGGCAGGGACAGCAUCGGCACCGCUGCUCCUCCGCCCGUGGGCCCGCUGUUUCCCAAAAAAUGGCAUUUCAGCGGUGGGUGCUGGGCGGAGUGGGGACUCCGCGGGGCUCCCCCCGCACCGGCUCCGCUCCGCCUCUUCCAGCGUGUGCGAGCAGGGGAAUUGUAAAGGGAAAAACCCCAGGGGGGUGUGGGGAGUUUGAAAUCCUGCCAGCGGGUCUGGGGGCGCCUGAACAUCCUCGGCUUCCUCUCUGUCCUAUUCUGGGCUCCCCCCAGACGUGGAAAGGCAUCUUCUCCCCCAGCCCCCUGCACAAGGGCUGGGUUUGCCUGGGAGCUGGGGAGCAACGCGAGGAGGCUGGUGGUGGGAGCGGGUGGUGCCCUGGGGCUACUAACAAGGAACGGGAAUAAGGUGCUUUUCCUAAAUAAAUAAAGAAAUACCUGAAUUAAC
Messenger RNA from Zonotrichia leucophrys gambelii, 1180 nucleotides. It is a transcript of the gene RAMP1, whose product is annotated as receptor activity modifying protein 1. The coding region runs from base 234 to 668 and encodes 144 amino acids. Gene Ontology annotation, cellular component: membrane; signaling receptor complex; cell surface. Lineage: Eukaryota; Metazoa; Chordata; Aves; Passeriformes; Passerellidae. Gene Ontology annotation, molecular function: coreceptor activity. Gene Ontology annotation, biological process: intracellular protein transport; regulation of G protein-coupled receptor signaling pathway; receptor internalization. The record is from RefSeq and is a predicted model, not a curated record. The transcript is spliced from 3 exons.